Messenger RNA from Cricetulus griseus (Chinese hamster), 708 nucleotides. The record is from RefSeq and is a predicted model, not a curated record. NCBI's taxonomy places the organism in Eukaryota, Metazoa, Chordata, Mammalia, Rodentia, Cricetidae.
AUGGAGAAUCCAAAGAAUGUGACUGAAUUUAUUCUUCUGAACAUCACAAGGAUUCCAGAAUUGAGGACAUUCUUCUCUGCUUUGUUUCUUAUCAUAUAUGUGGUCACACUAUUGGGAAACCUACUGAUUGUGGUAACUAUUAUUGUGAGUCCAAAUCUGAGGUCCCCGAUGUACUUUUUCCUCAUUUCCUUGUCCCUUGUGGAUGUCAUCUACUCUUCAGUUACUGCUCCCAAGUUGAUUGUGGACUCUCUGUCUGACAACACUACCAUCUCCCUGGAAGGCUGCAUGGCCCAGCUCUUUGCUGAGCACUUCUUUGGUAGGGUAGAGAUCAUCCUUCUCAUUGUGAUGGCCUAUGACCGCUAUGUGGCCAUCUGUAAACCUCUGCAUUACAUGACCAUUGUUAGUCCUCGAGUGUGCUGCCUGAUGGUGGGAGGAGCCUGGGUUGGAGGAUUUAUUCACGCAACCAUUCAGCUUGUCUUCCUGUAUCAAAUACUUUUCUGUGGCCCCUAUAUCAUUGAUCAUGUCAUCUGUGACUUGAUUCCAUUGUUGCAACUAGGCUGCAUGGACACCCAUAUCCUGGGUCUCUUAGUCAUUAUCAAUAGUGGGGUGAUGUGUAUGACCAUUUUCAUUAUUCUCAUCUCUUCCUACGUGGUCAUCCUGUUUUCCCUGAAGUCUUGCAGCUCUGAAGGAAGGCACAAAGCCCUCUCC